AUGUUGGGAUUCUUGCAGCACCCUGUGGUGGUGACCGCUGAGGUGAACUUGAAUAUGGUAGCUCUGACCGCGGUGGGAUUGCUGAGCCGACUGUGGCAGCUUGCCUAUCCAAGGGCCGUGGUUUUUGAUGAAGUGUAUUACGGGCAGUACAUCUCUUUUUACAUGAAGCGGAUCUUCUUUUUGGAUGGCAGUGGACCACCGUUUGGUCACAUGCUUUUGGCCUUGGGAGGUUAUUUAGGAGGAUUUGAUGGUAACUUUCUGUGGAACAGAAUUGGAGCAGAAUACAGCAGCAACGUGCCCGUGUGGUCCCUGCGCCUGCUGCCGGCCCUCUCGGGGGCCCUGUCGGUGCCCAUGGCCUAUGAGAUCGUGUGGGAGCUUGGCUUCUCUCACUGUGCCGCCACGGGGGCCGCUCUGCUGAUGCUGAUCGAGAACGCCCUCAUCACUCAGUCAAGGUUAAUGCUUUUGGAAUCAGUGCUGAUAUUUUUCAAUCUGUUGGCCGUGCUAUCUUACCUGAAGUUCUCCAACUCCCAGAAACACAGGCCCUUCUCCCCAAGAUGGUGUUUUUGGUUGGUGCUGACGGGCGUGGCCUGCUCCUGUGCAGUUGGCAUCAAGUACGUGGGUGUGUUCACAUACUUGCUGGUGCUUGGGGUUGCCGCUGUCCACGCCUGGCACCUGAUAGGAGACCAGACGCUGUCAAACGUCCGUGUGCUCUGCCACCUGCUCGCCCGAGCGGUGGCCCUGGUGGCGCUCCCGGUCCUUGUGUACCUGCUCUUCUUCUACGCCCACCUGCUGCUGCUCUACCGCUCCGGGCCCCACGACCAGAUCAUGUCCAGUGCCUUCCAGGCCAGCUUGGAGGGUGGGCUGGCAAGGGUCACGCAAGGUCAGCCUCUGGAAGUGGCCUUCGGUUCCCAGGUCACCCUGAAGAACGUCUUCGGCCAACCCGUGCCCUGCUGGCUUCACUCUCACCAGAGCACCUACCCUAUGAUAUAUGAGAACGGCCGUGGCAGCUCCCACCAGCAGCAGGUGACCUGCUACCCCUUCAAGGACGUCAACAACUGGUGGAUUGUCAAGGACCCCGGGAGGCAUCAGCUGGUGGUGAACAACCCCCCAAGGCCCGUGCGGCACGGCGACGUCGUGCAGCUGGUGCAUGGCAUGACCACCCGCCUCCUCAACACGCACGACGUUGCAGCCCCCCUGAGCCCCCAUGCGCAGGAGGUUUCCUGCUACAUUGACUACAACAUCUCCAUGCCCCCCCAGAGCCUCUGGCGGCUGGACAUUGUGAACAGGGAGUCGGACACGGAUGUCUGGAAGACCAUCUUGUCAGAGGUCCGCUUUGUGCAUGUGAACACCUCGGCCAUCCUCAAGUUGAGUGGAGUGCCCCUCCCAGACUGGGGCUUUCGGCAGCUGGAAGUAGUCGGGGAGAAGCUGUCUUGGGGCUACCAUGAGAGCACCGUGUGGAACGUGGAGGAGCACCGCUAUGGCAGGAGCCAGGAGCAGAAGGAGAGGGAGCUGGAGCUGCACUCCCCAACCCAGGUGGACAUCAGCAGGAACCUCAGCUUCAUGGCCAGAUUCUCCGAGCUGCAGUGGCGGAUGCUGACGGUGAGAGGUGAUGAUUCGGAACACAAGUACAGCUCCACGCCGCUGGACUGGGUCAUGCUGGACACCAGCAUCGCUUACUGGCUGCACCCCAGGACCAGUGCGCAGAUCCACCUGCUCGGGAAUGUCGUGAUCUGGGCCUCGGCCAGCCUCGCCACCCUGGUGUACGCCCUGCUCUUCGUCUGGUACCUGCUCAGACGCAGAAGGAGAGUCUACGACCUCCCUGAGGACCGCUGGCUGCGCUGGGUGCUGGCUGGGGCUCUGUGCGCUGGGGGCUGGGCCGUGAACUACCUGCCCUUCUUCCUGAUGGAGAAGACGCUCUUCCUCUACCACUACCUGCCGGCGCUCACCUUCCAGAUCCUGCUGCUGCCCGUGGUCCUGGAGCACGUCGGCGACCACCUGUGUAGGUCCCAGCUCCAGAGGAGCCUCUUCACAGCCCUGGUCGUGGCCUGGUUCACCUCCGCCUGUCACGUGUCCAACAUGCUGCGCCCGCUGACCUACGGGGACAGGUCGCUGUCACCCAGCGAGCUCAAGGCCCUUCGCUGGAAAGACAGCUGGGACAUCCUGAUCCGGAAAUACUAG
Messenger RNA from Rangifer tarandus platyrhynchus (Svalbard reindeer), 2178 nucleotides. Lineage: Eukaryota; Metazoa; Chordata; Mammalia; Artiodactyla; Cervidae. The record is from the annotation of a GenBank genome assembly.